This is a messenger RNA of Helicoverpa zea (corn earworm), 4747 nucleotides long. It is a transcript of the gene hook, whose product is annotated as protein hook. The record is from RefSeq and is a predicted model, not a curated record. Gene Ontology annotation, cellular component: cytoplasm; centrosome. The transcript has 13 exons. Gene Ontology annotation, molecular function: microtubule binding; dynein light intermediate chain binding. NCBI's taxonomy places the organism in Eukaryota, Metazoa, Arthropoda, Insecta, Lepidoptera, Noctuidae. The coding region runs from base 175 to 2283 and encodes 702 amino acids. Gene Ontology annotation, biological process: cytoskeleton-dependent intracellular transport; cytoplasmic microtubule organization.
UUGUUUGACUUACUUCGUAAACGCACAAGCAGACGUCACGCGUUGCGGAUUACGAAAAACAUUUAUUAUUUCUAAUCAAUUUUGGCUUAAAUAGUCCUUAUUUUGCUAGAAAUAUAAUGUUUACUACCAAGAAACAAAAUAAGUAAUACCAGUUCAUAGAGCGUCAUUAUAAUUAUGUCCAGCAUGGAGGCAAAUGGUGCCGUUUUGUGUGACAAUUUGAUUAAGUGGUUGCAGACUCUAGAUCUUAAAGCAAAACAUGGAAAUCCAUCAGAACUGUCUGAUGGGGUGGCGAUAGCAGAGGCUCUCACACAAAUAGCACCAGAAUACUUUUCACCCGCGUGGAAUUUGAAAAUCAAAACAGAUGUUGGACACAACUGGAGGUUAAAAGUUAGCAACCUGAAAAAAAUAUUGGAGGGUGUUGUAGAUUAUCAUCAGGAUAUUCUAAAUUUAAGUUUACAAGAGUUUUCAAGGCCAGAUGUAGUAAAUAUAGCGGAGACUGCAGAUGCAGCUGACUUGGGGAGACUGCUACAACUCGUAUUAAGUUGUGCAGUGAAUUGUGUAAAAAAAGAGGAAUACAUCACAAGAAUUAUGGAAAUGGAGCUAUCAUGCCAGAGAUCGAUAAUGCAAGCUAUACAGGAACUACAGACGUUAACGCUGGGCGUGAAUCGUGGCAGUGUGCACUUGGAAUCGCCGGCGGUCGAGCAGUCCGAUGCGGAGAUGAGAGAGGUCCUCGCGCAGAGGUGCCAUGAACUCGACACGCAGGUGAAAAUUUUGCAAGAAGAGAAGAUGACGUUGCUUAGUGAGGUGGCUCGAUUAACUGCGGCCCGGGAAUCGGCUGUGGAGCCCGGAGACGCGGAACUGGAUGACGCGGGCGCAUCCCUAGGCCCUGCGCACGCGGGAACGUUGCGCUACACGACGAUGCGAGCGCAACUUGAUGCGCUAAAGGAUGAAUUGGACAAAGUUGAGCUACAACGGGAUGAUCAGCACGCGAGAGCUGAUGCUUUGGAACGGGAGUUGGCGUUGAUGAAGCUUAGGAAUGAGGAACUGCAGAUGGCAGCUUCCGAGAAUGUGGCGUUAAAAGAUGAGUUGGAUGCGUUAAGAGAAACGGCUGCUAAGGCGGCUGCGUUAGAAGCUACGGUAGCUUCGUAUAAGAAAAGGAUGGAAGAACAUGUAGACUUGAGAAGACAGGUGAAACUUCUAGAACGUGCUAAUACGGAACACGUACAGCGUGCUAUAGAACAUGAACAGGCCGCCGCUAAGGCUAACGCGAUACGAGCUCAGCUUGACAUUUAUAAGAAACAGGUAAUGGACCUAAACGAGAAGUUAGACGGCGAGAUAACGAAGGCGGACAAGCUGGAGAUAGAGAACAAGAAGCUGAGCAGCCGCGCGGCGUCGGUGCAGCGCGAGCGCGACGCGCUGCUGCACGAGCGCGACACGCUGCGGGACACCGUCGACGAGCUGCGCUGCUCUACUAUUACUGCCGGUGCAAAUGAAGACAACGUGUCCCGGGAACUGAUACCCAAUGACAUUAAGGAGCAGUUGAUUCGGCUAGAACACGAGAACAAACUGUUACGACAGAACCAAGGCGCUCAGGCGGACACGGCUUCUGUACAAGCUAUGUUAGAAGAUUAUGUGGCGAGGCUAGAGAAACAGCGAGCGAUCAACCGCGAGGCGAACCAGCGCAUUAUGCAGUUAGAAGCCACGCUAGAAGCGCCGCAUCCCAGGCUAGCGUCCGCUAUUGAGGAUAGCCAGAGAAAGUCAUUACAAGUAGAAGAAUUACAAGCGGCCUUAGCAGAAGAACGGCGGCGUGCCACGAAGUUGCAAGAGGCAAUCGCGGCCAAGGACGCGGAACUACUCGCUACGGAGGACAAAUACAAGAAGUGCCUUGAAAAGGCUAAGGAAGUCAUCAAGUCGCUGGACCCUAGAGCUUCUGGUACGUUUACUCAACAAUCGCUGUCAGAUAUAACGUUGGGAUAUUCGCGUCCCGCGGGAACCGUGGCUGGACCAUCGCGACCCGAGAUCGUGCCUGCGCCCAGUAAUAGGACCGAAUGGAGCGGUUCAACCUCAGAGCCUGGCCGCGCCGGUGCCACCGAACAACGCUUACUAAGUACAGCUUGGUACACUCUCGGCGCCCGCUGUCACCGUGACGCCGUAGACACGCGGUUCACGCUGCUGUCGGCCGGCCACUCGUUCCUGGCCCGUCAGCGCCGUCAGCCGCCCCGCCAGCCGCCCCGCGCCCGCGCCUCCCCCGCCCCGCACGCGUCGCCCGCGCCCGCGCAAUGACGUCACCUGAUGUUGCGGCCAGCGCUGGUGAUUGAGUAAGACCUCUUCUAUACUCGUAAGUCCUGUUCUAUACUUAACGUUCUAUACUAUGAACUUUGUGUAUGGUUCGUGCCGAACUUAGUGGCGGCAGAAACUAUUGUUAGUUUAAUUGGCUUGACCACUUCAAGUGCCUGUCUGUACUCGGAGGUUAAUUGCGAGCUGUCAUUAAGUUUGGGUGGAGCUAUACAAAAGCAAGCACGUUGUCCUAAAGCAGUUUCACACUGACGUAUUUUGUUUGUCGCUCAGUUUGCCCUAUCCGCGCGUAUUCGGGUGUCAUCGCUGGAACCAAUAGUUGCCAGUCCUUUAAGCUCGCGCGUAUAAAAGCACUAGUGUGUAACGGCCUUAGGGCAGUCGUGUCCUAUAAACCUUUUCAGUGAUCCAUUUCUGUAAUAGAGGUUUACUUCUAAAACCAUUCCUCGGUGUACGUCAAACGUAUUCUUGAUUCAAAGACUUUUGUGCAUCACACACAACUGUGCCGCAGUGCCCUCUUUACUAACCGCCUUACGUGGCUAACGUAAUACCUGAGUAUAGACUUGAGUGCGCUUCUGGACAGACUAUACAUAGUAGAUAUAUAUUUACAUACUGUAUUGUAUAUAAUCGUGUAUACUGUAUUGAUAACAAUGGUCAGAGGACGAAGCCUUGAGUGUUCAGGACGGAAUCAAACGUAGAUAUAAAGAAUCCACAAGUGUUCCAUUUCCCAUCGGUUCGUGUGAACAAUAUGUUUAUACGAUUGGCGAGUGUAUCUUUUGUAAAUAAUAUUUGUGUGUGCGAUUACGCUAUUGUUGCUGGUCGCUGGUCGGUCCCUUCCAUCUUCAUUUAAUUCUACGUCAAUUGAAAUUACAUAUGAUUUUUGUAUAAUUAUGCAUGAGUGUGAAUCCGUAACCGUUAAUUGUGGGAGCCUGAAGUUAUUGGCUGUUUUUUUUGCAUUAUGUAAUAUAACUGUGACCUAAGUAGACACUUUCUUACAAUUAUUUUAUAAUCAAUAAUGUCUCUUUGUAUUAAAAAGACAUUUUUUGAGUACUAAUUUGCUCAUAUGUUUGUUAAUUUAGAUUAAGUUUGAACACAUAAAAUGUAACCACCUGGUUAACGUAGCCGUUAUGUUAAUAAUUCAUUGUGUGUAUAAGGAUUAGUUAAUUCUAUAAACCUUUAGUAUAAAUUGAUGCAUUUGUGAUUUUCUAAGAUGGCUAACAUUUGCGAUAAGGCAACAAUUGGUGCAUUCUUCUUUCUUUGUAGUCACACUCUUGGUAGAGUGGUCGUGGUCGUCAAUUGGUGCAUUACUUAGUUGAUAUUUGUUCAAAUCACGUAGUAAAGCUCGCUCGCAAUGGGAUAAUAAGUAGAAUUCAAACUAGAUGCAGCUGUUGCAAAUAAUAAUGAAUGUUACUAAAAAACGAUAAAAAGAAGCACAAAUAAUUUUCGUACUUUAUCACAAUAGUUUUGGUAUUGUUUCGAGAUGCACAAAAGCGAAAACAUAUGAAAUUAUCGCUAAUGUAAGCCAACCCAAACCCCUUAUAUAACGUUCAAUAUCUAUUUACUCUCAUUAUUUGAACAGAAUAUUUUUCUCUUUACUAAACUGAUUCGCAAAUGGGACGGAAAAAGUUGCCUUUCGAUGCAGAAACAUUUCUGUCUCGCGGUGCUUCUCAAUAGAAAUUAUGGAAGAAAUAUUUUGGAAUAUAGCCAAAAAUGACUCCGAUUUUAUGGAGAUAUUUUGUAUCUGCUUUACUCGCUUAAGCUCUAAGGGUUUACCAUAAACUAUAAAUCCUAUAAACGUAAAAGAGCAGGAUAUUUGCAUUUUUUUCUUCUAUUAAACGUAUUAAGGGUUUAACGUGCAGGCGCGGAGCAGAAUGCUAUAUUUUAUGGGAUUUAAAGUAAUGGUUAAAUCCCUGAGCCCAUUUCCUCUCGUCCCUUCGAAAUACAACGCCGCCAAGCGGACGUUGUGUCAUAAACUAAUAAUUCGCUGAUUUAUAAUCAUCGUACUCUAAUAUUACAAUACUUUUUUUGAACAAUGACAAUAUUAUUUUUUUGUUUAAAAUCCUAGGUUAGGUUAAUAAAGUGUGAUCCUAGAACAAAACUUUGUGCACUAUUACAAUUUAUUAUUAAGAUGAUAAUUAUAAUAAUUUUUAUAACAUCGUUUUAUAUCAGUAUUUUGUUAAUAUUUAUAAAUGUUGUAACCGGAGUCUUGUCUAACCAGAAUUUAUUAUUUGUUAAUUUUUAGAAAACUUAUAUUAUCACAUUAGCAAUCAGUCGUCAAUUUAUUUUAUCCGCAUCGACUUUUCAAUUUGUCUUUUUCAUUAAUUUGAUUGGUAUCCCUACCAGUUCAGUAAUGGAAUUUAUUGUAUUGAUGCGAAGCAGUGCAAAUUAUUUAUUUAAUAUUAGUAUAAAAUGUAAUUUAUUGUUAAUGAUGACAAUAUAGUUUUGAAAUUUUUAA